Molecule: messenger RNA, 2582 nt
Organism: Rhincodon typus (whale shark)
Lineage: Eukaryota; Metazoa; Chordata; Chondrichthyes; Orectolobiformes; Rhincodontidae
Product: protocadherin-10-like
Exons: 1
Coding region: 1-2391 (796 amino acids)
Biological process (GO): homophilic cell-cell adhesion
Cellular component (GO): plasma membrane
Molecular function (GO): calcium ion binding
Source: RefSeq, a predicted model, not a curated record
AUGGCGAUAAGACUCAACCGGCUGUUCUAUUUCGUAUUCCUGACUUGCGUUUCAGAUCUAAUUUUCGCCCAAAUACAUUACGUGAUCCCCGAAGAAAUGGAGCGCGGUGCUUUUGUUGGGAAUAUCGCAGAUGAUUUAGGGCUAAGUAUUGGCGAGAUGUCACUUCGCAAAUUUCGGCUCAUCUCUGAUGACGGAAUGCAGUUACUGAAGGUGAACGUGGGGGAUGGUAUUUUGGUUGUGAACCAGAGAAUCGACAGGGAAAUUCUCUGUGGACGAAGUGAGACUUGUUCUGUUUCUCAGGAUAUAGCGGUAGAAAAUCCAUUGGAAAUGCAUCGUGUCGACGUGGAGAUAUUGGAUGUAAAUGAUAACUCGCCCAGAUUUCCCAAAAUGAAAUACGCUUUACAAAUAUCUGAGUUAACUACAGCAGGAGCUCUUUUCCCACUGGAGAAAGCGCAUGAUGCAGAUGUAGGUACAAAUGCGGUGAGUAAUUAUGAAAUCAGCAAAAAUAAGCACUUUGGCCUGAAGAUUCGGAUCAGAAGCGAUGGCAGUAAAAUUGCAGAGCUGGUGUUAGAAAACCUCUUAGACCGUGAGCAACACUCUAGUUUUCAUCUGAUACUGACGGCCAUAGACGGCGGGACUCCUCGUAGAUCUGGUACUGCAGAAAUAAUCAUCACUGUACUGGACGGAAAUGAUAAUGCCCCAGUAUUUGAUCAUCAGAUAUAUAGAAUCAACGCAUUGGAAAAUUUACCUAAAGGUACCUUGAUCAUGACACUAAAUGCUGUUGAUUUAGACCAAGGAUCAAAUGGUGAAGUAAAGUACUAUUUCAGCAAUCAUGUUUCUCACAGUGUGAGUGAAUUGUUCAAUUUGAACCCCGCAACUGGGCAGAUCAGAGUUGAAGGGUCACUGGAUUAUGAAGAAGAGAAGGUUUACCAGCUUGAUGUAGAAGCUGUGGACAAUGGUACACCUGCAUUAAUUGGGCGCGCCGAGGUUCUUGUUGAAUUACUUGACGUUAAUGAUAAUGCGCCGGAGUUAAAAAUAAACUCGCUACCCAUUGAGGUACGUGAAGAUGCUGCAAGCGGUACUGUGAUCGCCAUAAUAAAUGCAAUGGAUCGUGAUUCAGGUGAAAAUGGACACGUGCAAUGUCAGCUGCCACCAAAUAUCCCAUUUAAACUCCAAAAAUCUUCGAACAGGCAAUACAAUUUCGUAGUGAGUGACUCACUGAAUCGAGAAAUGUCUCCUUUCUAUAACAUCUCCAUUUCGGCCCGGGAUGCUGGGUCACCCCCUCUUUCCACAAACAAAUUUAUCCACAUUUCGGUUUCUGAUAUAAAUGAUAAUGCACCGCAGUUUACACAGCCGUUAUAUAAUGUGUUCUUGAUGGAAAACAAUGCUCCAGCUGCAUCAAUAUUUGCUGUCACCGCUUUAGACCCGGAUUUGGGUAAGAAUAGCGAGAUAUCGUAUUUCUUAUCGGACAGUUUCAUACCUGAAAUUUCUGCGUCUGGUCACUUUAGUGUUAACUCCGAAAGUGGGUGCAUUUACGCGCUACGCUCUUUUGACUAUGAAAUGCAGAAAAAAUUUAAGAUCAAAGUUCAGGCUCGGGAUGAUGGAACUCCAUCACUCACCAGCACUGCUCUCGUCAAUAUUAUUAUUCUGGACCAAAACGACAAUGACCCAGUCAUUUUGUCACCUUCAAACGACAACAGUUCGAUUGUGAUUGCAUCAAAAUCUGCACGUCCCGGAUCCUUGGUGACCAAAGUAAUUGCUACUGACGCAGAUUCUGGACAGAAUGCACGACUUUCGUAUAAGCUCAUAGAAGCUACUGAUCACAGUAUUUUCAGUGUCGGAUAUACCUCUGGGGAAAUUAGAAUAACGCGAAAUUUUGGGGAGCAAGAUGCUCUCAGACAGACGCUCUUAGUUUUGGUCAAGGACAAUGGACAGCCGAGUCUCUCGAGUACAGUCUCAAUUCUGUUGACAGUCCAAGGUAACAUUACCGAAAAUACCUUUGAACAAAAAAGUGAACCUAAAAAUCCUGAAUUAUUUUCAGAUUUAAAUUUUCUAUUGAUCAUAAUUUUAGGAUCAACUUCCUGCAUAUUUCUCUCCAUAAUAGUUUUUCUGGUCGCUGUGAAAUGCAAACGAGACAGGAAUACAUGCUGUUACACGUCCAGAAUCAGUUGUUACAGACAAAGGAAUUCAGCCGAUGCCUCUCAGUGUAGAGUCGUCGGAAAAGCAAAUUUAAAUUAUUUAGAUUCUGCUCAAACUCUGCCUGUUCGUGAAUCAUAUAAUUACACCGUUUGUCUCUCUCCCGAAUCCUCUAAGAGCGAUUUUUUGUUCUUAAAACCGUGUCAUCCGACAUUGCCUCUGGAUGAUAUUAAUAUUCGUGAAACAGAGGAAUAAUGCAAUAAGUCCAUGUGUAAUGCAAUUAAUUUGCAGUUUAUACAUCUGUAUGCAUCCCCCACCCCUCAAAUCAAACUUUAUUCGAAUGCUUUCUCUGGAAUUCUUGCUCCACUUAUGUAUUAUCAGUUUCGGACGAGAACGUUGGAAAUGCAGUGUUCAAAUGCUGUUUUGUGAUUUCUGUUAAUAUUAGA